Molecule: messenger RNA, 876 nt
Organism: Knipowitschia caucasica
Lineage: Eukaryota; Metazoa; Chordata; Actinopteri; Gobiiformes; Gobiidae
Source: the annotation of a GenBank genome assembly
AUGAUUGUGGACUUCAGGAAGAGCACUGUCCCCCCGCCCCCACCCUCCGUGAUGGACUCCCCCAUCACCUCUGUGGAGUCCUUCCGUUUCCUGGGCACCACCAUCACCCAGGACCUCAAGUGGGAGCCGACCAUCAGCUCCCUCAUCAAGAAGGCCCAGCAGAGGAUGUACUUCCUGCGGCAGCUCAGGAAAGCCAAGCUGCCUGCACAGAUGUUGGUGCAGUUCUACACGGCCAUCAUCGAGUCCAUCCUCACCUCCUCCUUCACCUCCUCCAUCACCUCCUGCAUCACCUCCACCAUCACCUCCUCCAUCACCUCCACCAUCACCUCCUCCAUCACCUCCUCCAUCACCUCCUCAUCACCUCCUCCAUCACCUCCUCCAUCACCUCCUCAUCACCUCCUCCAUCACCUCCUCCAUCACCUCCUUCAUCACCUCCUCCAUCACCUCCUCCAUCACCUCCACCAUCACCUCCUCCAUCACCUCCUCCAUCACCUCCUCAUCACCUCCUCCAUCACCUCCUCCAUCACCUCCUCCAUCACCGUGUGGUUCGCUGGAGCCACAGUCAGGGACAAACAGAGACUACAGCGCAUUGUGCGCUCUGCAGAGGAAGUGAUCGGCCGCAGCCUUCCAUCGCUGCAGGACCUGACUGGGUGUUUCUGUGCUGCGCAGGGGGAAAAGUGUGCCACGCUUCUUAGAGGGGUAAGACGAGGAGAGGGGAGAGGUGGGGGCAGCGUCAGCCUCAGAAGAGGAGCUGAAGUGAGCACACAGUUGAGGAAUGUGGGUGUGGAGCUCUGCCAAGGGCCAUAUGUGAUCCUUAUGUUCCCCCAGAGCGGCCUGAGUGCAAAGGCAGCGGGGCCACGUCAGGACACAGGGUGA